ACUUACCGUGAGUUAUAUUAUUAAAAGUUAUUGUCGAAAUCAAUAAUUAGGAUUGUGACACUUUUUUCAACAACAUGUUUUUUGUUGUUGAAAAUAUGUUAAAAAGAAUUAUCAAUUUAAUUUGUUUGUUUCUUCUAAUUAAUGUUAGGAUGCCGAUGUAAUGUGGUUAAGGAACCCAUUCCUAAGGCUAAGCAGGAACGGCACGGACGACCUCCAAAUCAGCGUAGACAAAUUCAACGGUAACCCACGAUCGGAGGAGAAUCCGAUCAACACUGGUUUCUAUUACAUCAUGUCAAACAACAAGACUAUCUCAUUGUUCGAUGCAUGGUAUGCCCAAAAGGACAACUCCACGGGGAAGAAAGAACAAGAUGUGUUGUCGGACCUGAUGAAGGCCGGAAUAUUUGGGAAGUUAGGCCUACGGGUCAGGUUCUUGGACACCAAGUACUUCAGUGGAUUUUGUGAAAACAGCAAAGAUAUUUGGGCCGUUUCCACCGUCCAUGCAAACUGUUACCGCCACAUAAUGGCCAAGCUCCGGGAUCUGAAGGUUGUUCUCCGUGACUGGAAGCAGUUUAAGGCGGCUCUAAACAAGAAUUCCAGUGUUGCUGUGAAUGAAACAAUGAAUUUUCGAUGGACGGCACACACCGAAUGUUUGAAGUCAUGGACAUAUAAAUGAUAAUUUACGUGUAACCUUUUUUUUUUAUUAUUAAUAAAUAAAAAAAUCAACAAUGCAGUUUGUGGGUUGUUCCACCAUCUGUUAAUUAAGUGUUAAGUUAGGA
Messenger RNA from Rubroshorea leprosula, 776 nucleotides. The record is from the annotation of a GenBank genome assembly. Lineage: Eukaryota; Viridiplantae; Streptophyta; Magnoliopsida; Malvales; Dipterocarpaceae.